Messenger RNA from Diabrotica virgifera virgifera (western corn rootworm), 1421 nucleotides. RefSeq lists its product as uncharacterized. The transcript has 2 exons. Lineage: Eukaryota; Metazoa; Arthropoda; Insecta; Coleoptera; Chrysomelidae. The record is from RefSeq and is a predicted model, not a curated record. The coding region runs from base 237 to 707 and encodes 156 amino acids.
GGGCUUUUCAUCGAUUGUCAUUUGUUUCGAGCUUCUGUCAUAUGUUGUAUAAUCUGUGUAUAAUAUUUAAUAUACACGGAUUAUACGACAUCUGACAGAAGCUCGAAACAAAUGACUGUGAAUGAAAAGCCCUAUAGCAACAACAAAUAUUUGAAUUUUCGGUAAAUAACGUUUAUGAAAAAUAAUAAUAAUUUUAAUUGUUACAUAAGACACACAAGAGUACAUAAGAUUGUAUUAUGGAAGAACGAGAUUUAGUUUCUAAUAGACGCAGAUCAUUGCAUAACUAUGGCGAAGAGAAACCUGUUUGUCGAAAAUUUCCGGAUAAUGAUGAACAAAAUUUCCAAUAUCCUCCAGAUUAUAUCCACAAAGUAAAUACAGAAACGGAAAAAUGGAAUGCUCACCUCAGUAACAUCUUAGUCGACCAACAGAGGUACAAAGAAAAAAUACGUGAACUUAAAACUGUAGUGUACAAUGAAAACGUUUUGUCACAUGAUCAGCAGGAAUUUUUAAAAUCUAUAGACUUUAAUACAUACUUGAGACAAACUGAAAUAUUUUGUAAAAAGGUGCAUUUAGCCGCAGAACUAUACAGUUUCAAUAAAAGUGAAAAAUAUCAAGAGUUACAGAAAACCAUUGAACAUGUUCAAGAAAUCAUUGAUAGUAAACUGAAGACAUUUAAAGGUGAAGAACGAGGCGACCGCUUCCACUAGGAUAUCAAGGUGAUGGAGCAACCAUACCAGGGAUGUUGGAACACCAACAUGAUGGGUGAUUACUGUUGGUCACUUCAUCGGGAACAGAGUGCCUCGCAUAGGAGAAAAAGCUACUUGAGAAGUUUUACAGAAAAAAAAAGAAAAAUAAAAUACAAAAGCAUUGACUCCUGAAAUGCUUGUUCAGACCUAUACUAUGACAAGAUAAAAAUUAGAUAAAAGGUAUUAUUCUAAUAAUGUAUCAUUUUAAUGUAUUCCGGUAUUUUGUAUUUUUCAAAUUAUUAUAUUGUAGAAUAAGCCAGUGCCAUAUUGUGGGAAAACUGUGGGUGAUACAUAAAAUCUAAUUUCAGAUUCUUUUUUAGCGCCAAAAAAUACAUAUAAUUCACAUGAAUUUAUAAGAAAAGUUUUUUAAAUCUUUUUUUUUUUCGUUAGCCUGUGAUCUUAUUUAAACAGUAUUAAUACUUUUUUUUGUUCUGAUUCUGGCCUUGGUUUAUAACCUUUAGCCACGUAAUUACAUAUAAAAUUAUUAUUCGUUCAUAAGUACAAAAUUGUCCAGUAUACACUUAAAAAUAAAGAAUAAUAAAAAAUAAAGCUUACAAAUAACAAUGUCUACUUACUAUGUUAAUAAAUACAACUAUGCUAAUUUUUUUUCUUCACUACGGUAGGAACUAAAUCCGAUUCAUCCUCUCGGAGAUUUAGAACCUCUUAGUGAUUUUU